This is a messenger RNA of Amphiprion ocellaris (clown anemonefish), 6612 nucleotides long. RefSeq names its product girdin-like. The record is from RefSeq and is a predicted model, not a curated record. NCBI's taxonomy places the organism in Eukaryota, Metazoa, Chordata, Actinopteri, Pomacentridae. Bases 484 to 6012 code for a protein of 1842 amino acids. The transcript is spliced from 29 exons. Gene Ontology annotation, molecular function: microtubule binding; dynein light intermediate chain binding. Gene Ontology annotation, cellular component: centrosome; cytoplasm. Gene Ontology annotation, biological process: cytoplasmic microtubule organization; cytoskeleton-dependent intracellular transport.
AAGCAGGGAUCACUUCCUCUAAAUACGUCUCGAUCAGGUUUCAUCUGGAAACGUAUUUAUAUAUUUGGCUGAAGGGCCACUUUUUAAAUUAUUUACUCGUUUGAGAAUAACUAACUCUGUGUGACGAGCAGGGAGGAGGAGGAGGAGAAAGAGGAAGAGGAGGAGGAGGAAGGGUUGGGGCGACUGACGGCAGAUGCCUUUGCAGCAGAGGACCAAGGAGGAUGAGUGAGUAUGCGCUGCUGCGGGACAAAAUGCGGAUACGUUUGAUUUUGGUGGAAAAACUGCCACAUCUCGUGAGUUUCUGAGCGAAAACGCCGACAAUCCGCAACGCAGUGUCAGGAGUCUGAUUUGGGACGGAUGUGUGCUGCACUUCUGCAUGCCUGGAUCACUUCUGAGGAGGAAAUGCAUGUCUUCGGACGCUGUCAGUCUUGUCUUGAUUGAACCAGCCUGGAUGUUCUGUUGAGAUCUAUCAGCUUGGUAACGAUGGAGAGUGGAGUUUUUCUGCCCUGUCUGGAUCAGUUCAUGCUGAGCCCACUUGUCACUUGGGUGAAGACAUUUGUGCCAAAUGAUGGAGGCGUGCACUUGGAUUUCUCUGAACUGCUGGAUGGAGUCUUCUUGAAUGACAUAAUGACUCAAAUAAAUCCCUCAGAGGCACCUCAGGGUGCAAGCAAAGUGAGCAGAGAUCCCAGUCAGAGGGUCCAGAAUCUGAACUGUCUUGUCCAGCAAAUCAAGACCUAUUAUUUGGAUAAUCUGAGACAAUUAAUCAUGAUUCCUUUGCCAAAUGUGUUGCUGCUUGGCAAGACUCCUUACUGUGAACAAAGUCUGGAUGAAAUGAAGAAACUAUUGCUGUUACUCUUGGGAUGUGCAGUUCAGUGUGAGAAGAAAGAGGAGUACAUCGAGAGGAUCCAGACGCUUGAUUUUGACACAAAAGCUGCAAUAGCUGCACAUAUCCAGGAGUUGACCCACAGUCAGGAGAAUGUGCUGGAUCUGCACUGGUUGGAGUCCAGUGAGGUUCACCUAGAUGAAAUGGAGACGGUCGCGAGGAACAUGGCAACUCACCUCCGACAUCUGCUGGAACAGAGGGACACUCACCUGGAGACUAUAGCAGAGUUAAUGCAGGAAAAGGAAGGUGUAGUUAGUUCGCUCAGUAGCCCUUCCAGCCCACAGUCUGCCAGCUACUCUCCCAGCAUGCAGCAGCAGCAGCAGGUGGGGACCCAGCAGCACCUGGCCGUGGAGUUAGCCGACUCCAAGGCAAAGAUCAGACGACUGAGACAAGAACUCGAGGAGAAAAGCGAGCAGAUGCUGGACUGCAGACACGAGCUGGAGAACAUGGAGGCCGAACUGAAGAGGAUCCAGCAGGAGAACUCCCAGUUGCUUGUGGAUGCACGUGCAGCUCGUACCUACCGGGACGAACUGGACGCCCUGCGAGAAAGAGCCAUCAAGGCGGACAAGCUGGAGAGUGAAGUGGGACGCUACAGGGAGCAACUGCACAAGAUGGAGUUCUACAAGGCCAAAGUGGAGGAGCUGAAGGAGGAUAACAGGGUGCUCCAGGAGACCAAAGAGGUAUUGGAGGAUCAGUUGGAAGGCUGGAGGGCACGUUCAGAUAAAAUACACCAGCUGGAGAAGCACAGUCUGCUGCUGAAGGCCCGGGUCCACGACAUGGAGCAGGAGAAGGAGGCAGAUCGGAGGCGCAUCGAGGAGCUGCAGGAGGAGAACCUGGCUUUGUGUUUGGCUCAGAGGAGAAGCAUGGAGGAGUCUCAGCACCUGGGCUGGGAGUUAGAGCAGCUCUCCAAGACCACAGAGAACUCCCAGGGCCAACAGACUCUGAGCGAAGAGGUCAGUGAGAGGACACGUAGUCGGAUGCUGAAGCUGGAGAAGGAGAACCAAAGUCUCCUGAGAACCAUUGAGGAGCUCAGAGCCGCUACUAUUAAUAACAGCACUCAAGCCAAACAUAAUCAGCAGGUGAUGUGUAGCACAAAGAACUGUACCUCAUCAAUAGAUGAAUCCUCGGUGUUGCAAACCUCCUGCUCAAAUGCAGGAAACCACACUCACCCGCUCAGUACAGUGACACAACAGUUGCUGAAUGGAGAUUCAAACUGCCACCAGCAGCUUCAUACAGAAGAGCUGGAGGGAGUCCAGAGCGAGAUCUUCCUCACAGAUACUCCAGACUUUCAUAUUCAGGAGAAAGGACAGCUAGAGGAAGGAGGCAGCGGAGAGCGCUUCAAAGAAGUGAUGUCUGACCUGGAAGUCUUAGAAAACAAUCACAAUAGGCUCCAUUGUUUUGUUGGAUCAUGUGAUCACUCCCCUGGCUCGAACAGCAGCAGUCCCUGCCAUGACAGCAUCUUCACAGGUCUGCCAACACGCUCCUCCUACGCCAGCAAGCACACACAGCGGCUGGAGGCCAAGUGCAGGGCCCUGGACACAGUUAAUCAGCACCUACAGAUUUCCCUCGACAACACUGAUCGAAAAGUUCAGCGUCUGGAGGCAGAGGUUCAGGAGCUGGAAGCAGAGAACCAGAGUCUACAGGCCACCUUAGAAGAACUUCGGAUCUCUGCAAGACGCCUGGAGCAACUAGAAACAGAGAAACAGAACCUGGAGCAUGAAACUACCGCCCUGGAGAGAGACAAGAGGCAGCUGGAGAAAGAGAAUCGACGACUCCGGCAGCAGGCUGAGAUCCAGGAAGCCAACUUAGACAGCAGUAAUGUCUGCAUGGCUAGCUUGGAACGGGAGAUGCGCUUUCUGGUGAAGGAGGUGGAGGGGUUAAGAGAAACUGCUGAGAGGGUCAAAGGCCUGGAGAGAGACAACAGAGAACUGACCAAGCAAGCUGCUAUCGACCAGAGGACCCUGGCAACCCUCAGAGAGGAGCUGGUGAGUGAGAAGCUGAAGACCCAGCAGAGAGACAAUGAAUUGGAAAAGUUGGCCCAUGAGUUGGAGAUGAAGGUCCUGAACCAGGAGAGUCCACAGCAGGCUGAACAAGAGACACCAGACAACAGCAGGUUCAAAAUGCUGGAGUCAGAGUUGGAGUCGUCUCUUAAAAGGUCUCUGCAGAUUAAAGACGACAAGAUAGCUGCUCUGGAGGCCCGUCUGCAGGAAUCCUCCUCGCUUAACCAGCAGUUGCGCCAGGAGCUGAAGACUGUGAAGCUGAGCUGUGAGGCCUUGCAGCAGAGGCAGGAGGAGGAGUGGACGACAUCCAGCUCCAGCCCUCCAAGAGAGAGCGGCAAGGCUGUGAGCGAGUGGCUGCGUGAAAGUCAGGAGGCUACCAAGGAGCUGCUGAAGCUCAAAGACCGGCUCAUUGAGGUUGAGAGAAAUAAUGCGACACUAGAGGCAGAGCGCCAGGCUAUGCAGGCCCAACUAAAGCAUCUGGAAAGUCAGUCAGUCAGCCAGCAGGCUCAGAUUCUCGCCCUGCAGAGGCAGGCCGCCUCUCUGCAGGAGAACAACACAGCCCUGCAGACACACAACGCUAACCUCCAGGUGGAGAAGUCAACGCUGAAUUCACAGAGUGCCUCCCUGGUGGCCCAGAACGCUCAGCUGCAGCAGCAGCAGUCUGGGACAGAGUGUGAGCGGGACAGCGCCAUGCGUGAGCGUGAAGAGCUGCGUGGCGUUCACGAGCAGCUGCUACGAGAUCAUGAGCGGCUGGCAGUUCUGCAUGAGCGACAGGCCAUGGAGUAUGAGGCCCUGAUGGGCAAGCAUGGCUGUUUGAAGAACGCCCACCGCACACUGGAACUGGAGCAUCGCACACUGCAGGACAGAUAUAACAGCCUGUUGCAGAAGCGAACAAAGCUAGAAGACCUGGAGAAAGCCCUGACAGAAGAGCAGAUGAGAAUGGCUCUGGAAAAGGAACAACACAGGACAACUGCAGCUGAAUGUUGCCGGCUCCGUGAUGAGAAGGACUGGCUCAACCAGACAUACCGUCAGGUUCUUAAUGAUAAUGAGGUGCUGACAGCGGAUCACAAACAGCUUAAGAGUCAGCUGAAUGAGGCCAAGCUGGAGCACACCUGGCUGGAAGCAGACUUUUCCAAGCUCAAAAAGGAGUUUCAGCAGCUGGACAUCGCCUCCACGAAACUCACCAACCAGUGUGAGUUGCUAAGCCAGUUGAAGGGCAACCUCGAGGAGGAGAAUCGUCACCUGCUUGGUCAGAUUGAGACCUUGAUGCUACAGAACCGGACUUUGUUGGAGCAGACUAUGGAGAGCAAGGAUCUGUUUCAUGUUGAAGAGCGACAGUAUAUCGACAAGCUUAAUGAUUUAAGGAGACAGAAGGAGAAGCUGGAGGAAAAGAUAAUGGACCAGUACAAGUUUUAUGAGCCCUCACCUCCUCGUAGACGGGGUAAUUGGAUAACUCUGAAGCUGAAGAAGCUGAUGAAAUCCAGCAGUCGUGAGCAUGGACCCGAGUGGCCGCCCACCCCCACACACUCAGGCCUUGCAGAAUCCCACCUCUCCUCUCAAGACAACAGCUCCUUCAUCAGCUCAGACGGCUCCGGAGGCUCAGCCUCCACCUCAGCAGGUGAUGCCAUCUCACCCCACCGUAACAGCACCACUCUGAAAAUGUUUCCCCGUAUGAGGAACAGGCUGAAGGACAGAGACAAAGUCAAGUCCCUCUUCCGACGUUCCAUGUCCUUGAGCAGCUUAUCGUAUCCCUCGACCCCGUUUGAGGCGAACCGACGGGCCGACAGCUCAGAACAGCUGGAAGGUUCAGAGGUUGAUAUGGAGGAUCACAGGAAGGACCCACUGACCUCAUCUCUUACCACUUCCAUCUUGUCCAUCCUCCACCUUCAUCAUCCCACCACUCUGCCAUCUGGUCAUCUCAACAGCACCAACAAUGAUACUGUUCCAGAUGUUUCUGAGCAAUGGGUGACAGACAAGGAUUCAAACGAUAGCACCGCACCAUCUGGAUUUGAGGACAAUGACGAGCUUCAGCAUCACGGGCUGAAUGGGGUCCAGAGUCGAGCCCAAAGUGAGAGCAGCGGAGAGUUCAGUCUGAGCAUGGAGAAUGAGCCGUGGUCAAACGGUAGCAGCCCUGUCCAGCAGCCUCCAUCACGUCGCUCCUCCUACCAGGCACCCAGUGAAACCUCCACCCCCCAACACAACACAAAGCAGCAGCAGCAGCAGCAGCACAAGGGAAAAGCCUCUACCAUGGCCACUACCAACCGUCAGGGUGCAGAUGUCCAGAAACAGAAAGAUCCCGUACUGUCUCAGGACUUCUGGCUCACAAGGGGAACCAAAAGCAUCCGAAGGGGGUCAAGAGGGAAGGUGACACGUCGCUUAUCAGAUUCAGGAGGCAAAAUAAAUCCAGAGCUCAAUGGGAUGAGUUCAAAACUGAGCGACAGCAAAGCCGAAACUACCCGCGCUUCUGCCUGUUCACCAAUCACAGUGCUGUAUGUUCAGGGUAAGUCAUCCUCAAUGUCUGGCUGCCUCAACUGCUUCUCCACCCCUCUGGGGAAAGAGGGGCGGCUGAAAGGGGGUAGGUCACCCAAAACUCUCCCCCGUGCCAGCAGUGUCAUUUCUACAGCAGAGGGCUCAUCCCGACGCUCCAGUGUCAGCAGCGAAUGCAAGGUGGCAGUAAAGACUGACCUGAUUCCUGUCCAGGUUUCAGAAGAGAGCAAAAAUCAGGAGAAAACGGCCAGUCAGGAUCUAAAACCAGACACCAAGAACAGUGGGCCGGAACCCAUUCCGCCUGUCAAACCACCCAGAGACCCCACAGCUGUUCCCUCAGACCAGCCCAAAUCUCCUGUGCAGGAGUCACUGUUUGGCUCCUCGUUCACUUUUAACUCUGUCUUCUCAAACACAAUCUUUAGUGAUACUGUGGUUACAGCCACGACUGGUCUGGAUGUACUUGACACCAACCAGACCUUCUUCUGUCUGAGUCCAUCUCUGGUGCAAAGCGGUCAUCUUGAGAGCUGUGAAUCUGCUGAAAACACACCACAGACACUGCUCAGUGUGGAAAAUGAGCAGAGUCUAAAUGCAGAACAUGCAGUUGGGCUGGAAGGGAAGGACAAAUCACACACUGUUGCAUGAAAGCUGCCAUCACGUCAUUGUACCUUCAGUCAUUAAAAGAAAGCAGGUGGCAGUUUUCAUCAAGCACACAUUUUAAAUGACUGUAAUCAAAAUGUUUGCACUGUAUUCCACUGAUCCCCUGAGUCCACAUAUAUACUAAGAGGUUUGUUUCAACAGAAUGAAAUAAUAAACAGUUGUUAUUUCAUUUUUUCAGGACAAUAUAAUAUACCUGAGCCAUACAUCCAGAGACUCACAGUAUUAUCUUUCUAUCCUGGAUCUCAUUUUGCACAAGUGAUUUUUAUCAUAUAUAGUUAGAUUUCCUCUUUUUCCCAUGAAUAAUUAUUGGUACUUGUGAGUCAAGCCUGUUUACCUUUUUGUUGGACAAUCCUAUGUUCUGAAUAUUUGCAAAAUAUGUUGUUCAUUUUUGCUGUUAUGUCUUUCCGUAUACACAUACAGAACUUUUAACUUAUUGUUCCAUUGUGUUCUGUGUGUUUUAGAUUUGAUUUUGCUUGAGGGAGGAUGUGGUGUUCAUAUGUGACAAAAUGUGUAUAUCCUGUAAAAUAUGGUGUCAACCUGAAUGCUAUUUUCCCUUAAAUAAAGAAACCCUCUGUGUAAAAUGUA